UGUUUAAACUAUGGCGGAGAAAGCUCAAAAGACCCUCUUUCUGUUAGCGAAAUUAGUAAAGGUUCCUCCGUUAAAGGCUUUCACUCUAUUGAAUUCAUCGAUAUUUCAUGGAGUUCAACACACACAUGAAUCCUUCUCAAUUCUUCUUCGUCUCCUUCUAUCUGGGAACCUAUUCUCUCACGCUCAAUCGCUUCUGCUUCAAGUUAUCUCUGGGAGAAUCCAUUCCCAAUUCUUUACUUCUUCCUCUCUGUUACAGUACUUGACAGAAUCAGAAAGUUGGAAAACCAAGUCUCGACUCUAUGAAGUAAUCGUCAAUACGUAUGUUCAAUCUCAAUCCCUGGAGCCCGCGAUCUCUUACUUUAACGAGAUGGUCGAUAAGGGGUUUGUUCCUGGACCGAAUUGCUUCAAUAAUUUCUUGAGUUUCGUUGUUGGGUCGUCUUCUUUCGAAGAAUUCUGGGCUUUCUUCAAUGAGAACAAGAGCAAAGUUGUUCUGGACGUGUACAGUUUCGGGAUUGUGAUUAAAGGCUGUUGCGAAUCUGGGGAAAUUGAGAAGAGCUUUGAGGUUCUUGUUGAAUUAAGAGAGAAUGGGUUUUCUCCAAACGUUGUUAUCUACACUACAUUGAUCGAUGGGUGUUACAAGAAAGGAGAAAUCGAAAAGGCCAAAGCUUUGUUUUCGGAAAUGGGGAAAAUCGGAUUAGUCGCUAAUGAGCGUACUUACACUGUUUUGAUUAACGGGUUAUUCAAAAACGGGAUCAAGAAACAAGGGUUUGAGCUAUACGAGAAAAUGCAGAACGAUGGGGUCUUCCCCAAUCUCUAUACUUACAACUGUGUGAUGAAUCAGCUCUGCAAAGACGGAAGAACAAAAGACGCAUUCAAAAUGUUCGACGAAAUGCGUGCGAGAGGAGUUUCGUGUAACAUUGUUACCUAUAAUACUCUCAUCGGUGGGUUAUGUAGAGAGAUGAAGGCAAGUGAAGCUAAUAAGCUGAUGGAUCAAAUGAAGAGCGAUGGAAUCAACCCGAACUUGAUCACUUAUAACACUUUGAUUGAUGGGUUUUGUAAUGUGGGAAAAUUAGGCAAGGCUUUGAGUUUAUGCAGAGAUUUGAAGUCAAGAGGUAUGUCUCCAUCUCUGGUCACGUAUAAUAUUCUAGUGUCUGGGUUUUGUAAGAAAGGAGAUACUUCAGGAGCAGCAAAGAUGGUUAAGGAGAUGGAAGAAAGAGGUAUUAAACCGUCGAAAGUCACAUACACAAUUCUUAUCGAUACAUUUGCUCGUUCGGAUAACAUGGAGAGAGCGAUUCAGCUUCGAGCUUCGAUGGAGAAACUAGGAGUAGUUCCAGAUGCUCAUACUUAUAGUGUGUUGAUUCACGGGUUUUGCAUCAAGGGUCAAAUGAAUGAAGCGUCGAGGCUUUUUAGGUCGAUGGUAGAGAAGAAGUUGGAACCUAACGAGGUGAUAUACAAUACAAUGAUUCUUGGGUAUUGCAAGGAAGGUAGUUCUUAUAGAGCGUUGAGGUUGCUCAGAGAGAUGGUAGAUAAAGAGUUGGCUCCAAAUGUUGCUAGCUAUAGUAAUUUGAUCGAAGUACUUUGUAAAGAAAGAAACUUGAAAGAAGCUACGGAUUUGGUUGAGAAGAUGAUUGAUUCAGGGAUGGAUCCAUCUGCUUCAAUCUGUAAUAUGAUCUCUAGAGCCCAAAAUGAUUCACCUGUAGCUCAAACAAAUGAUAAGAGCAGUUUCAAUGUGACUUAAAAUUACACAGUUGAUGUGAAGAAUUGUUUUAUUGAUCUUA
This is a messenger RNA of Eutrema salsugineum, 1778 nucleotides long. RefSeq names its product pentatricopeptide repeat-containing protein At4g11690. NCBI's taxonomy places the organism in Eukaryota, Viridiplantae, Streptophyta, Magnoliopsida, Brassicales, Brassicaceae. The transcript has a single exon. The coding region runs from base 11 to 1738 and encodes 575 amino acids. The record is from RefSeq and is a predicted model, not a curated record. Gene Ontology annotation, molecular function: protein binding.